Molecule: messenger RNA, 6794 nt
Organism: Glossina fuscipes
Lineage: Eukaryota; Metazoa; Arthropoda; Insecta; Diptera; Glossinidae
Gene: FBXO11
Product: F-box only protein 11
Exons: 6
Coding region: 347-3859 (1170 amino acids)
Biological process (GO): protein ubiquitination; ubiquitin-dependent protein catabolic process; regulation of apoptotic process
Molecular function (GO): zinc ion binding; protein binding
Source: RefSeq, a predicted model, not a curated record
UGUCCGUGGAAAAUGUGUGUGUGUACAAUGAAGUGAAAAUUUAUGUAUUUUGUUUGCCAUCAAUCGUUUAAAAUACUUGCAGUAAUUAACACAAAACAAAAAAAGAAACAAAAAAAAGUUGAAAUAGCAUAAGUAAAUAUUUUUUUAAUCUCGUUUAGUUGUGUUAUAUUGAGUGUGAAAGCGAUUUUAUAGGAUGGGCAAGCAAAAAAUGUAAAAUAACUUAAAAAGUGAUUGAUAGGGUUGAAUGUAUCGCGGAUCAUAAAAUUCUUAUAUGUAUUUAGUGUUUAAGUUAAAGGGGUGGUAGAAGCAUUUUGAAGUAUAUAUUGGCAAAGUUUAACGCAUAAAAAUGCCCAGUGCAUCAUUUACAUCUUCACGCUCUUAUGUGCGACGAUCAAGACGAAAGGGGGUCAAUCGAAUCGCUUUACCAAAUCGUCCAACUGAAUCUAUGCUUCAAAAUGUGAGCGGUACAAAUACGGUUAGUUCUCCUUCAAAUCCCGGAAGCAAUAUGACACAAAAUCAAACUGCAAUGAAUUCUACAAGCUUGUCGUUACCUUCGACAUCGACAUCCACAAAUAGCUCAGGUAUUUCUUCCAGUUUAGUGCACGGUGCAAAUUUGUUAGGUCCUGAUAGCGGUGGCCCGUCGUGUUCCCGCAGCCAUUCGGGUAACAGUAAUAGUUCGAGCUCGUUUGCUUCAUCUUCAAGUACUGCUUUUAGCCAUAUUAUAAGUUCUAAGAGUUCGUUGGGUGGCGGUGUUUCUAUGAUGAAUUCGUCCGAUUUUCUAGCAAUGCAUGUCACGGAAAGCCAAGAUCAAGCCGCAUCUAGUUCAAUAAGUGAAAUGGGUGAGUUGAAUGGUUUUUGCGUGAAACUUUUAAAUCCAAUGACGGGCACAUCAACGACAUCAUCAUCAUCGUGUUAUCAAUCGCCUUACGAUUUACGAAGUAAACCUCCAGCAAUAAGCAGUCAUGAGCAUUGGAUCUGUACAACAACAACAGCGUCGGCAUCUUCCUCGAGCACAAUUUGUUCACAUGCAUCAAAUAGUGCCAGUGCUAGCACCGGAGUAUCACCUGGUGUCAUUGUAAGUCCCUCUUCCAAUCAACAAACAUCAGCAAAUCAAUUAACAAUUGGUGGUACGUCGACCGUAAAUUCCACCUCUUCAAGUUCUUCAACUGCCAUAAUUCAUGCUCCCUCAACGAAUGCAACGUUUCCAGUUAAUAAUGCUCAUACAACAGGAUCACCACUCUCUAAUCCGCCUACAGUUCAUAGUUCUAUACCGCAACAGCAUUGCAGUGCUCUACCUAUUGGCGGUUCAGAUAACAACAGUUUUUUGUUACCGGCUCGCAAGCGUUCACGUCGUUUAUACACACAAUCUGUGGAAUCGUGUUUGUUGUCGUCAGCGGAAAUGUCCAUUAGUCAUGUAGGGCCAUCCGCUGCUCAGUAUUUACAAUACGAACUACCAGAUGAAGUGUUAUUAGCGAUAUUUUCAUAUCUUUUCGAAAAGGAUUUGUGCCGUUUAGCUCAAGUGUGCAAACGCUUCAAUACAAUCGCUAAUGACAGCGAGCUUUGGAAACGUUUAUAUCAGUCAGUGUUCGAGUACGAUUUACCGCUUUUCAAUCCACAACAAUGCAAAUUUAUUUUCGAAAAACCUGAAGAAUGUGAAUAUGCUAAUCCUUGGAAGGAAAGUUUUCAUCAACUUUACCGCGGCGUGCACGUUCGACCCGGUUAUCAAAAUAAAAAAUAUCCCGGUCGCAGUAUCGUGUUUUUCGAUACUGUACAAGCCGCUCUUGAUUAUCCAGAAGAAAAAUCUGUUGCUGCUAACGCUUCCUCGACAUCAUCGAGUGCUAUUAUCAGUGCUGGUUUAUCAAAUUCGGCAUCGACUGGUUCUAGUGCAAAUUUAUAUGAAGACAACGAAACGCUCUUAAUGCAUCCGGCGCCUUUAAUAUUCCUUCAUGCAGGUCAUUAUAAAGGCGAAUAUUUAUUUAUCGAUUCUGAUGUAGCGUUGAUAGGUGCUGCUGCUGGCAAUGUUGCCGAAGCUGUUGUAUUGGAACGAGAAGCUGGCUCCACAGUAAUGUUCGUGGAAGGUGCAAAAUCUGCUUAUCUCGGAUAUUUGACACUUAAAUUUUCGCCAGAUGUAACUUCUACUGUAUCUCACCAUAAACACUAUUGUCUCGAUAUUGGUGAAAAUAGUUCGCCAACCAUUGACAACUGCAUUAUACGCAGUUUAUCGGUUGUGGGCGCAGCCGUUUGCGUUGGAGGGGUAAAUGCAAAUCCCGUUAUUCGCAAUUGCGAUAUAAGCGAUUGCGAAAAUGUUGGUCUGUACGUCACAGACUACGCCCAAGGAACAUAUGAACACAACGAAAUUAGCCGUAAUGCUUUAGCGGGUAUAUGGGUAAAGAAUUUCGCAAGUCCUAUUAUGAGAGAAAAUCAUAUUCACCACGGGCGCGAUGUUGGCAUAUUCACAUUUGAAAAUGGAAUGGGUUAUUUUGAGAAAAAUGACAUACACAAUAAUCGUAUAGCAGGAUUUGAGGUGAAAGCCGGAGCUAAUCCUACAGUAGUUAAAUGUGAAAUUCAUCAUGGCCAGACGGGAGGCAUUUACGUUCAUGAAAAUGGUUUGGGACAAUUUAUUGAAAAUCGCAUACAUUCAAACAAUUUUGCAGGUGUCUGGAUAACAUCGAAUAGCAAUCCAACUAUUCGUAAAAAUGAGAUUUAUAAUGGACAUCAAGGAGGUGUAUAUAUUUUUGGCGAGGGUCGAGGACUCAUUGAGCAUAAUAAUAUCUACGGUAAUGCGUUAGCCGGCAUUCAGAUACGAACUAAUAGCGAUCCAAUUGUGCGGCAUAAUAAAAUCCAUCACGGACAACAUGGAGGCAUAUAUGUGCAUGAGAAAGGUCAAGGCUUAAUCGAGGAAAAUGAAGUCUAUUCGAAUACAUUGGCUGGCGUCUGGAUAACGACUGGCAGCACACCUGUAUUGCGUCGCAAUCGCAUUCACUCUGGCAAACAGGUUGGCGUAUACUUUUACGAUAAUGGCCAUGGAAAAUUAGAAGAUAACGACAUUUUUAAUCAUUUGUAUUCGGGCGUUCAAAUACGAACUGGCAGUAACCCUGUUAUACGAGGCAAUAAAAUCUGGGGUGGUCAGAAUGGUGGAGUUUUAGUUUAUAAUGGCGGUCUCGGUCUGUUAGAGCAAAACGAAAUAUUUGAUAACGCAAUGGCUGGGGUAUGGAUUAAAACUGAUUCCAAUCCUACGCUGAAACGCAACAAAAUCUAUGACGGCCGCGAUGGUGGUAUUUGCAUAUUUAACGGUGGCAAAGGUAUACUAGAAGAAAAUGACAUAUUCCGCAAUACUCAAGCGGGGGUGCUUAUCUCAACUCAAUCACAUCCUAUACUAAGGCGUAAUCGUAUCUAUGACGGCCAAGCUGCGGGCGUUGAGAUAACAAAUAACGCAACAGCUACCCUUGAAUAUAAUCAAAUUUUUAAAAACAAAUUCGGUGGCUUAUGCCUGGCCAGCGGUGUGCAACCUAUAACGAGGGGAAAUCAAAUAUUCAAUAAUGAAGAUGAGGUUGAAAAAGCUGUAUCUGGCGGUCAAUGCCUAUACAAAAUCAGCAGUUACACCUCCUUUCCAAUGCAUGAUUUUUACAGAUGCCAAACUUGUAACACGACCGACCGUAACGCCAUUUGUGUAAAUUGUAUAAAAAAUUGCCAUGCUGGACAUGAUGUAGAAUUCAUUAGACACGAUCGGUUUUUUUGCGAUUGCGGCGCUGGCACUCUGUCCAAUCAAUGCCAAUUACAAGGUGAACCCACUCAAGAUACAGACACUUUGUACGAUUCAGCAGCACCAAUGGAGACACAUACACUAAUGGUGAAUUAACCAGAACUUUAAUUUGUAAGCUUUUGAAAAGAAAUCAAAAAUCACUUUUAAAACGAUUUCGACUAAGAAGCAAUUCACUAAAACGACAGUAACAGUAAAUCCGCAAAAUGCAAUUACCAUUUAAUGUAUUCACAGAUCUAGUGUUAGUUAUUAUAUUUAUAUGUAUUUACUAAACGACAACAAACAAAAAAAAAAAGAAGGAAAUAUUUUACACAUACGGAAAACAAAAAAAAAAAAACAAAAAAACAAAAAAAGAAAGAAAAGAAGUACGCGUGCUUUAUAUCUAAGUUCAUAAUUAAUUAAGCUCAAUAAUAUUUAAACGCAGGAUCUAAAAAGAAAAGAAAAAAUUAUUCUCACUUUCGCUACUAUUUUUUUUUUCUUCUUUACUGCACGCCGCGCCCCCAGUUGAGAAUGGUUUUUUCUCUUAUUCUUUCUUGUUUUUAAAGCAAAGAUAGAUCAAUAAUAAUUCGCCUGAGUAUUAUAGGAAAUUUUCAUAAUUAGAUUUAGAUAAGCACGUCUAUCGGACUAAAAUACUAGUUUAUACAUUACAAGAAAUGUUGAAAUAUGUUGUGCCCAUGAAAUUGAAAAAGUUUAUAUGUCGCAAAUAUUUCCAUAAAUUUUGGUCCAAAAUUGAAGAAAAACAAAAAAAAAAAAAACAACAAAUGCAAAGUUUAGUUACGACAAACAGAUAAUAGAGAUAAUACAUUACGGUUUAGUUAAUGGCCAACUUCUAUUCUUCUCUAUAAGUUUUUAUCUUGUUUUUUUUUUUCUUCAUUAAGCAUUAGAAUUAUAUUCUGCUCAUUUCUAAUUUUAGAAUUAUGUUUCACUCUGAGACCAUUUAUUUAUGUUGGAAGAUCAAAAGCUUGCUUGUUAGUGUCUAGGCUGAUUCGCCUGGGCACCUGUUUAUUUGCCACAAGUAAGAGUUUUAGGUUAGAAAAAAAAAAAAAAAAAAAAAAACAAAGGCAGAAGUAUAUUUUAAAUUAGAAUUUAUUUUUUUUUUCUGUUUUGUUUUGUUUUAAGAUAGGCAAUGUAUUAUUUCUAAAAUCUAAAUUAAAUUUGCCAUGUAGUAGGGUAUGCUUAGAUUCGAUUUCUUUUUAUCAUUUAUUAUUAUGUAUAGACUCGAAUGCCUGUAAAUGUUCCAGUGUAAAAUCAAAUUUAUUUUGCAAUUAAAAUAAAAGAAAGUCUACUUUCGAAAAUUUUACGACCAGCACUUACUAUAUCAGAUGCGGAAUGAUUUUAAUAUAUAUAUUAUAUUGAAAUGUAUAUAUAUUUGUGUAUAUGCAUAAAUGUAACUUUACUUCACAUGUCCAAUUUCUCGAAAUUCCUAACGCGUUGUGGACGGGAAGCUUUGAUAAGCUUAUGAUCAGAAUAAACACAUAUUUUUUACAAUUUUGCCUUCUUCGCUUUAUUCCAAGCGACAAGCUUGUAAAACGCAAGCUAACAUAUGGUUUGCCUUCUUCACAGACGCUUUUUAGGGUAGAAAGGCUAAACUGUGUUAAAAAAAAAAAAGAAAAAAGGUGCUGAAUUUACCGUAACGAUGACAAGAAGGCUACAGGAUAGCCUUGUGGUUAUCGAUAUCGAAUAAACUUGAUCGUAUUUUGUAUAUGUUACUCGACAGAAAUCUUACGUUUGGAAGAUUUUUCAUUCGAUAGUAAGAAAAAUGCAUACUUUAUCCACCGCUAUCGAGUUUACUCGACAUUGAGACCCGUGAACCGGCCCACAUAUUGAUUUAAGACAAUAUAACCUACGAAAAAAAAAAGCUUCAAUUAAAAUCUCGGUUUGCCCAUAGAAGGAUCAAAAUAUGGCUUCAAUGGCAAAAUAAAGAAAAAUUCUAAGGCAAUACCAUCGCUCAAUGGCACAGUCUUUGAUAAAUUAUCACUAUCACAUAAAAAAAAUAAAUCCUCAGCUACAUCUGCGUUUUGUCUACAAAGCGAUCAGAAUGAGUCCGCAGACUCGACCAAGUAAUUUGGUAAGAGAGUAGUAGCAUUACAUGAGAUUUAGUUCACAGCUAAGCUUUGAACUAUUAACGAACUAUUAUUAACAUUGAUCGGCGACGGCAACAGACAAACAAUUAAAUUCGCAUUCUAUUGCUGAAGCGGUUUGAAUAUUUCGCAAAAACCAAGCCAAAGUAGUUUUGUAGGCCAGUGCUACUGUUUAAUAGGAUUUAACAAUUAGUUCACUCAUAAUUGACAACCACAGGAAAUCAUUAAUGACAACUAGCAGCAUCUUUAGAAAAAGGUUUCUGCUCACAAAAUGAUCGGUAUAUAUGAGAAGAUAGACCAAGGCGACUUUUUUGCUAGCGUUUCGAGGGGUUCAGUUCAAAACUGAAUUUUUUAUAACCUAAUGAGACUAGAAAUAUUUAUUGGUUGAUGCCGGGCGAUAACACGGAAUCGAAACUUUUAGAAUGCUUUAGAACGCACGUCAAAGUAACUUUGUAAAGCAGAGAUACCGUUCGAUAGGUUCCAAUUUUUAAUUGACCAUUAAUGGCCAAGGAUAUGAUUAAUAUUGGUCAAGCGUUUGAAGAGUUUUACUCCGAAUAUCUAUGUUGUAAACAAAGACAAAGCACAUUGACUUUGACGAUCAAUUUUAUUAUUAUGAUUAAGUGUUAUUUAAAAUUAAAUUUUUUAUUUUUUUGUUUUUGCUUUCAAUAAGAAAAUCGGUAUUGUUAACCUGUACAAUUGUUCUUUAUUUAUUUGGUUAUUUGUACUUGACUUAACUGAAGCCGCAACCUUUUAAAAGAUUAGUUUCGUUUCCCGCUAAAUAUUGGUUGGUCAUUAGCAGAGGAGAGGGUGGUCAAGUGAGAUGACUAAGAUAAGAGUAUUGGUCCAAUUCUGAAGAAUGUGUUUUUUCUUUUUUAUUUUACUGGACUAUAGUAAAAAUAGGAAACGUUUCUCUUAGUACUUAGUAAGAUUUGAACUUUUCUUUUUCAAGUAAA